This is a messenger RNA of Leptosia nina, 3987 nucleotides long. NCBI's taxonomy places the organism in Eukaryota, Metazoa, Arthropoda, Insecta, Lepidoptera, Pieridae. The record is from the annotation of a GenBank genome assembly.
AUGGGUCUAAUGACAAUUAUCAAAUUGGGAUAUACUAUGCUUAUAGUUGCGUUCCUGUUAAUGAUAUGGGCAUCGCUCUCAGGAGCUCUGGAGCUGCACGUAGACACUGGGCACCCACCAUGUCUCUUCCAAGCCCUGUGCACCUGUUCUAAGCCCGCUGGCGAUCUGGGCAUCGUGACUUGUAAGCAUGUCCCAGUCCUGAAGGUUCCGGCUGCAGUCAACAACUCCAAAGUAUUCACGCUUCAGCUCACUGGAAAUAGGAUCAGAGAUUUGGAGCCACAGUUCUUUCAAGCCACAGGACUCUACCGACUGGCAAUAAAUGAAAAUCCAUUAGAGACGAUACACGAAGAGGCAUUUUACGGUCUAGACAACACGUUAUGGGAAUUGGAACUGAAGCAGGACAAACUAGCAGCAGUGCCGAGCCGGGCGCUGAGGUAUCUGCAAAAACUACGCUUGCUGGACCUUUCAGGCAAUGAAAUAACGGAUAUCUCUGGAGAAAACUGGCGAGGUUUAGAGAAUACUCUGCAUACGUUGAUCCUAGCUGACAAUUCUAUUGCGAGUAUACCCCUUGAUGCCUUUUCUGGAUUACCAAUGCUGGACACUUUGGACCUGCGAGGAAACCACUUGUCUGUCAUCGACAGUGGCGUUUUUCGAGAUGGCAUGAAUAGAUUGAAUAAGCUACUUCUGGGCAACAAUCAGCUAACUUUAAUCCCCUACGAGGAGAUAUCACCGCUGCGUCAGUUGCGCUACUUGGAUCUAUCCAAUAACUUGAUCAAACAAGUGCCUCCCGCUCACGAACUCAACGGCAUCACUUUAUCUCUCGAUACUUUGAAAUUAGACAACAACAAUAUUAGAAUACUUUUGCCCGGUUCGUUUAAAUACUUCAAUGUCUUGAAUACAACGUGCUUGGAUGGAAAUCCAAUAUACACGAUAAGAGAAGACGCAUUCCGCAAUGCAAAAAUUCGAUCUCUGUCACUACGAGACUGCGGCGUUACUGAACUUUCUCCCGCUUCCUUCGCUGGUCUAGAAAACACGCUGCAGAACCUGGAUUUGUCUGAAAACAACCUUACUAUGAUCUCCAAGUUUAUGCUCAAUAAGUUGGACUCGCUUAGAUUCCUGAAUCUGCGAGAGAAUAAGGUGGACACGAAUUUACUAUCGACUGGCAACCCCUCCGACUUCUCAGUAACUUCUGUUAAUAAUUUCCAGUAUAAACUGUUCUAUUUAGACAUUAGCGGGUCUUCGCCUAUUGAAAUGAGCUUGCAAGACAUAAGGAGAAUGCGAUCCCUUCGCUUCUUAGCGGUAAGUAAGCUGAUUCGGCGAAGUAUAAGUUCGGAGGAUUUUCUAGAAUAUGGCCUUGAAUUGGAAGAUCUCAAGAUAUUCGGAAGCACUAUUACUAAGAUUGAGGCGAGCGCUUUUCAGCAUGUUAGGACCAUCAAAACCCUGGACUUAUCAGAGAAUAACAUUGACUUCAUCGACCCAUUCGCCUUUGCUGAGUUACAUAGUCUAACGACGUUGAAAAUUGCAAACGGUCUCGCGGAUUCUGUAAAAAUCCUGCCAUUCGAGCCGCUGAAGGCUCUUAUUGAAUUACAACAUCUGGACCUCAGUAAUAACAAAUUGAAAAAUGUACCGGAUACGUCCUUCCAUUUUCUUUAUAAGAUGAAGACUUUGAAUCUGCAGGAUAACCUUAUUGAACAUUUUUCUAAAGGAACUCUGCAGGGCGAUAUACAUAGACAACUACAAAGCAUUUACCUAUCCUUCAACAAAAUGACAAAAAUUGUACAACACACAUUUGUAGACCUCAGGGAGCUUCAAGAAAUUCUAAUUGAAGACAACUUGAUAGAAACUAUCGAACGACGCGCUUUUAUGAGUGUUGAUAAUUUGAAAGUCAUCAGAUUGCAAGGAAACAGAUUAAAAGACAUUAGCGAGGAAGCAUUCCAAAAUCUGCCUGCUUUAAAAGAGUUGGAUAUAUCAUUUAACCGCUUAGAAACAUUUAAGUUCUCGAUAUUCGACCAAGUGGGCUCAGCUACAGCUUUGAAAGUGAAUGCUUCCUUCAACCAAAUCGUAUCGUUGACCGACUCCAAUGCACCAAGUUUCUUUUCAUCGAACUUCUAUCCUCCACCUAAAGCGCAAAGUCUCGGAACGGUGUCUGUGAACAUAAGAGUGUUGGAUUUCUCUCACAACAAUAUAUCCUACAUAGCUCCCUAUUACUUUAGACACGCUGACUUGACGCUAUCGGAGUUGCAUCUAUCUCACAAUCAAAUACGAAACAUAACAAGGGAAGUAUUUGGCUCGAUGCUCAUGUUACAGUACCUAGAUUUGUCACAUAAUCAAAUAUUCCACAUGGAAUAUGAUUGCUUUAAAAAGGUCAAGAAUUUGCAGAUUUUGAACUUGGCGCAUAAUCAUCUAGUUGAACUGCCGGUUGAAGUGUUCCAUGAUAUGCAAAUGCUGACAUCUGUUGAUCUUUCACAUAAUCGUAUCAGGAAUUUGGCUGACAACCUUAUUUUAUCGGCUGUUCUGGAAAGGUUAGAUUUAUCAAACAAUGACUUAUCGAGAAUGCCCACAAAUGCAUUAUCACCGGGCGCAGCAGCAAACCUUGUAGAACUGGAUUUGAGUAGCAAUACUGUUCCGGCAGUGGCCAUUCCCGAUCUUGUUCAAAGAUUCAGGAACUCCGAGGCGGGCGAGUUUUGGCCCGACGAUAGCGACUACAGCGAUGAGUACAUGUACCACACCGCUAGGCGAGAUCACACCAGAGUCUUCCACCAUAAAAAGCAAUAUCCGCAGAACAUAUUCUACAAGUCUUUGGCAUGGUUAGAUCUGUCGAAUAAUCAUUUAGUAAGAAUAGAGAGUGGAGCUUUUGGGGCACUGCCUAAGCUUCGUUGGCUGGAUUUGAGCAACAACCUACCAUUCAACAACGGCGAUCGUGGUGGAAAUGUCUUCAAGGGUUUGGAAAGACGGCUAUCAUAUUUGGGAUUGAAGAACGUCAGCUUGCAAACUAUACCGUCUUUGCCCUUACCGAAGCUUAAAACGUUAGACCUGUCAUACAACAAUCUACCCUCGCUUCCUACGGACACUACAGCUAAUCUGACUCGUCUAAGGGCACUCGACUUGUCAUUCAACGACCUCACUAAAGUGCCUGUUGCGACACACUCUCUAAGCGAUCUCCGUUGGUUGUCUUUAUCGGGUAAUCCAAUUACAGCUUUGAUGAAUACAAGCUUGUAUGGGUUAUCUCCACGUCUUGAAUAUCUGGAUGUUACUAGACUUCGCUUAAACAUUUUGGAGUACGGAGUGUUCAGCAAAAUGUAUGGUUUGAGGACAUUAAAAAUUUCUGUCAAUGGCAAUGUAAGAGAUUUUAACGUCCCCAAAAUGACAUCACAAAACGCUGCUUUGGAGAAUUUGUAUCUAUCCGUGGAAAACUCUCAAGUCGAUCUGGGUAACGAUAUGAAGGGUGACCUACCAUGCAAAUUAGAUAACAUCACAUUAACUGGACGAGAUUUGAAGUUUAUAUCACAGAAUCUGUUAAAUGGCGCUUGCUCACGAGAGAUGCGAUUAACAAUAUUCAACACAAGUAUCGAGGAUAUUUCAUCCGAAGUGUUCUGGAGGCAUGGUCGUAUUAAGAAUUUAUCUCUGGAUCUGAGAAACAAUCGGCUGAAGAGAGUUCCCAAUCCAGCGCGCAAGGAAUGGCCCGGUGUUCCUAACAAUUUAUUUUUGAACGACAUCCUCAUUGCUAGUAAUCCUCUCGUUUGCGACUGUGGCAUCGGGUGGGUACAAGCAUGGGACCGUAAAAGAAGGCAGUAUCUUUGUGACAAUCCAUCCAAUUGCGACGGUUUGGAUGAUGUCAGACUUGCCACCUGCCCCUCUUACCAGAAUAGAACUCUGAGCGAUAUUAUAGCGAAGGAUCUUGACUGCAGCUGGAGUAAAGGUUAUCAUAGCACGGUGUCCAACAUCAUCACACUGCUCGGCGUCAUCGUUGCCUUCUUUGUCAUUUGA